AAAAAAACCCUAUAUAAAGAAGAAGAAGCCCUUAGCAACGAAAAUGUAACAUGUAUCAUGUAAAUAUGUGUGUUUUUAAUAUUCAUACGUUUUUCCUCUAGCAUCUCGCUUAAUUUAGAAAAGAGCUUCCAGUUGGAUAACGACCGCGUUCAGAGCUGUGUCUUCCUCUGGCUGUGUGGGUAGUUGUCAGGCUAACAGCUAAUAGCAGCUACUCAAACUUUUCAGCACCGAUCCGAGAAGAAGAUGGAUUCAGGAGUUUUAAUGGCCACCUCCAGAGGUGACUCAUUACCUCUGGCAUCACUGCGCCUUCUGGUAUCUCCUUUGCAGCUUAUGACAGCAUCAAUGUGGCAGGUGCUAAAGAAACAGGACGUGAUGAACUACUGGAAGGUGGCAGAGUUUGUCUCAUUAGUGGUGGAUAUGGUCCCUGAGCUGCUAAUGUGCAAACACAGGACUCAACUGAACCUAGGGUUAAGAGCUAGAUAUAUCCUUGAAUUGUGUCGAAAUGAAGACCUUGUGAAACCUGAGUUUAUCAUGCCUUACCUGGACAAGGUUAAAUCGCCACACGCCACCCUGGUAGAUAUAGAAGCCUCAAAAGAGGAAGAUGUUACAGUUACCUUUCUUGAGUUGAUUCAGACUCUCCUCAAAGACCCUGAAGAGAGACAAGACUUUUUCACGGAAGUCUUUCCUGCAGAGUUUGGACCUCAGUAUGACCGUGAUCUGCAGACGCUGUUUUGGGAGUUCUACUGUCGACUGGCUCAACUGCUGCCUGUUCCUGACGUUGAGCAGACUGUGUCCUGGCUCAGAGCUGAAUCCUCUGCAUUGGAGGAUUGUGUUCAUGCAGUCUGUGAACCUGCAGAUCUGAAAAAUCUACUCCAACACCACAAAAACCUCGCGCAUUUAGAGCAACAUGUUCCACCUUCAAGUAUGGGCGACAGCAUCGUUUCCUCACUCUCUGCAGUCCUCCCCAGCAGAGGAUCAAAAUGCAUAGAACAGGCCAACGAGUCAGAUCCACUACAGGGUACCAGUGAAGACGCACACACUGUGACAUUUGUGGAUGACAUUGCAGUUGAAAUAAUCGCAGUGACUGAUUAUGCAGAGGUUGAAUUGGGUCCAAGCACUGAUAUUGAAGUGCUGAUGGGAGAACACUGCUUUGAAGGAAGAGGUGCUAAUGCAGUGGCUGAAGAUUCAUUGGUCACAUUUGCUGAAGAGAGAGCCAAGGAAGGGGGGUCAGGUGAAGCAGAUGAGAAAGAAAGAAAAGAAAAAUUAAACGCCCAUUCAGAAGUGAACAUGGUUGACUCGGCAUCCCCUCAGCCUGUAAUGCCUGCGGGGCCGCAUGACUGCCCUGACUGCGAAAAGAAAUUCAAGUUUGCGUCUUCACUAAUUGCCCACAGAGUCAUCCACACCGGGGAGCGCCCUCACCGUUGCAGCGACUGUGGCCGCUGCUUCUCCUUCAGGCAGUCCCUCGACAGACACCGGCACACACACAAAACUGGGCGCAAGUACAACUGCCUCAUCUGCGGAAAGACCUUCAACUCCCUGUCAGCACGCACUGAGCACAAGCAAACGCACAUGAAAGACUGCGUUUACACCUGCCAGCAGUGCAACAAGACAUUUAACUGGGAGCUGUCGCUUGCGAGGCAUCUAAAAACUCACACUGAUGAGCAGACUGCAAACGUGCCUACAGACCGCUGUGAAGAUGGGAAAGACUUUGCGAUGGCCGAGGCCAACAUCAGUGAGGCUAAUGUUGAACUCUCUGAACUGCAGUGCCAGGUGCAGGCAUAUGAUAACUGCAGCCCAGAGGGUGAGCAACAUAAGGGCAGAGAGCCUCAGGGUCUCAUCUCUGAACCUGACAAUCAUGUCAUUACUCCAGUCAAGGUCCGCACAAGUGGGCGCAAACGCAGACCAACCAUGAAGAUCCAGCUGAUAAAUUUACAGAAGCAAAUGAUGACUAAAAGCAGGAAAGAGAUCACGAGUGCAAACCCUCCUCCACUGAAGCCUUUGCCUUUAAGCUGUGCAGAACACUCAUAUGGGUCACCUGUGGUCUCGUCGAAGGAUGCUAAUGAGAGUUCUGCAGCAGACAGCUCAUCGGCUGCUUUCUCCUGUCCUGAGUGCUCCUUCCAUCACUCAGAACAAGCACAGGUUCAGCAGCACAUCUAUGACGUUCACUCCGUUGAGAUCACUGAGGACAAGUCACUUCUUCAGGCACUCACAGAUGAAGAGGGAAAUUUUAGUUGUGCAGACUGCGAGAAAAGCUUCAGGUUCCUUUCCUUACUAAAAGCCCAUCAGCGCAUCCACACAGGUGAGCAGCCCUUCUCGUGCUCCCAGUGCGGGCGCCAUUUCUCUUUCAAACAGUCGCUGGAGAGGCACAAGCAGACACAUACCUUGGGACGCCAGUACGAGUGUGUGAUCUGCGGGGAGGUCUUCAAGUCCCUGGCUGCUCAGAAAGAGCACAAGAGCACCCACAUGGAAAAUGGGGAGUACCUGUGUUCAGAGUGUGGGCGCGCGUUCACCUGGAAGUCAGCACUGGUGAGGCACCUAAAGACCCACAGCCUGGAUGCUGGCAAGUCAGAGGAUUCUUACAAAUGUCCUCGCUGUGAUUUGAGUUUCAGCUGUGCCAGCUACCUCAACAGGCAUCUCCAGACUCACCAGGAGGAACGAGUCCAUACCUGCAACUGUGGAAAGAGCUUUGCCUACCGAGCAGCUCUUACUGCACACCAGCGUAUUCAUCAGAAAGAACGGCCACACACGUGCACACAGUGUGGCAAGGGCUUCCUCUACAAGGGAGGUCUUCUGAGCCACAUGAAGAUCCACUCCAAGGAAAUGCCAUUCAUGUGUUCUUUCUGCGGCAAGAGCUUCAAGAGAGAACGCAACAUGAAGAAACACGAGCGUUGCCACACCAGAGAAAACGUUUUCAGCUGCUCACAGUGUGACAAGAGUUUUGUGUACAAGGCAACACUUGUCAGACACGAGCUGACGCAUUCAGGUGAGAGGCCGUACCUCUGCUCUGAUUGUGGGAAGGGUUUCUUCUCCCACGCCGAGCUUUUGAAGCACGAACGAUUCCAUACAGGCCACAAGCCCUUCCAGUGUCCCCACUGUGGCAAGAAGUUCACUCAGUCUUGCUACCUUACUAUCCAUCUGCGUUACCACACCGGAGUCCGACCAUACGCCUGCAACGAGUGUGACAAGAGCUUCCUGAGUGCCAACCGCCUGAAAAGACACCAGCGAACACAUUCAGGGGAGAAACCUUAUGUCUGCGGAGAAUGUGGGAAGGGUUUCAGGCAGUCUUAUAAUCUGAAAAUGCAUCAGAGGACACACGUCAUGAAGUUGCCAUAGAAAUGAUUUUUAU
Molecule: messenger RNA, 3346 nt
Organism: Pelmatolapia mariae (spotted tilapia)
Lineage: Eukaryota; Metazoa; Chordata; Actinopteri; Cichliformes; Cichlidae
Product: zinc finger protein 530-like
Exons: 9
Coding region: 244-3333 (1029 amino acids)
Biological process (GO): regulation of transcription by RNA polymerase II
Cellular component (GO): PcG protein complex; nucleus; transcription regulator complex
Molecular function (GO): RNA polymerase II cis-regulatory region sequence-specific DNA binding; DNA-binding transcription factor activity, RNA polymerase II-specific
Source: RefSeq, a predicted model, not a curated record